CCCAUCCCUUCCAGCGGCACACAAGAUUGUUAUGGGAGGAGCCUCAGCCAGUCUGUGUUGGGUAAUAACUCCUCAUUCCCAUUCCAGUGAUUUUGCUUCAUAUCCUGUUCCUUAGACACCCUAGGAGAACCAGAUUUUUCCACUCUGGUGUCAUUGUAAGCAAGGACUUUGGUUCCAAAGCAGUGGGGCAGGGGUCAAGGGGUGUGGGUAACAGGCGUGGCCUUCUGUGUGUUCACCACUAAGCAGGAAGAUGAUCUGAAAGUUAGCCCGGCCCACCUGGGACUGGCACUAACCUUUGCCAGCUCUGGCCUUGGCUGUAGGAAAGCAUGAGCCUUGAAAGCUCCGGAAGUUGCCUUCCUGUCUUCCCCUGAGGAGAAUCCCGAGGUGUUUCUUGAAACCAAGCUAGGCCCAGUGGCCUGAAGAAAGGGUUUUUAAGCUCUUCCUCUCCCCUUGAAGGGACCACGGGGAUGAAUACACCUCCCAGGGAAAGCAGCAAUAACUUUGUGCACACUGAGCAACCACCCACUCCACCCAUCCAGGACCCGUCUGAGAGGGUUGCUGCCUGCUGCGGGCCCCACCCUGGUAUGCUGUCUCUACUCCCAUGCAGCUAGAAGCCAGGAGAGGAGGUGCUCGUCCUGGCCGGAUAUCGCGCACAGAAGGAGGACGAGCUGAGCCUGGCGCCUGGUGACGUGAUCCGGCAGGUGUGCAAGGGGCCCGCACGGGGCUGGAUGCGUGGAGAGCUGGGGGGCCGUUGUGGCCUCUUCCCGGAGUCCCUGGUACAGGAGAUCCCGGAGACUCUCCACUGCUCGGGGGAGACGCCGAGACCGCGCUGUGCGCGCCGCCGAGGUCGCUCAGUCAAAUUUCUGGGCCCCCGAAGAUGGUGCAAGGCAAACUUCAACUACACCCCGGAGCAGGCGGACGAGCUGCAGUUGCAAGCUGGGGAGAUUGUGGAAGUGAUAAAGGAGAUUGAAGACGGCUGGUGGCUGGGGAAGAAGAACGGGCAGCUGGGAGCCUUCCCAUCCAACUUUGUGGAGUUGCUGGACAGUGGGCCCCCAAGCCUUGGCAAUCCAGACAUCCCUUCAAUCAUCCUUGGUCCCCAGCGGCCUCAGAAGCUGAGCAGCCUGACCUAUGACAGCCCUCCAGACUACCUGCAGACCGUCUUCUACCCCGAGACCUACAGGGUCCUGUUUGACUACCAUCCUGAGGCCCCAGACGAGUUGGCGCUUCGGAGGGGUGAUGAGGUGAAAGUACUGAGGAAGGUCACAGAGGAUAAGGGCUGGUGGGAAGGAGAGUCUCAAGGCAGAAGAGGACUUUUCCCGGAUAACUUUGUGCUCCCACCACCCGCAGUCAAGAAGCUGGUCCCACGGAAAGUGGUAUCUCAGGAAUCAGCUCCUGUUAAGGAACCCAAAAAGAUGAUGCCCAAAACAGUCCUCCCUACAGUCAAGAAGCUGGUGACAGCUCCCAGUGAGCCCAGCAAAACCAAGCCAUCUUGGACACCCAGCGGAGACAGUCAGAAGCGCCCCUCCCGAAACUCCAGCUCCAACAGCGGUUUCCAGCCUGGCAGAAAGCGAUCCAAGACACAGGCUUCCCAGCAACGCCCUGCAGCCAGUCAGGAUGAAAAGCAGAGGCGCCUUACAAAGGGCCCUCGUGUGAAUAAAACCCCAAUUCUGAACAAGACCGCCAGCCCAGAGAAGACACCAACUCUGGAUAGGGCCCCCAGACCAGAGAAAACCCCACCUCCAGAUAAGACCCCCAGUCCAGAGAAGACUCUGUCUCCAGAUAAGUCCCCUAACCCAGAGAAGACCCCACCUUCAGAAAAGACCCCCACUCUAGAGGAAACCCUAAUUCCAGAGAAGGUCCCUACCCUCAAGGAGACCCCAACCCUGGAGGACAAGGCCCCCAGUCCAGACAGGGCCCUUUCUGGGUAUGAGGCCCGGGUCCCAGAAGUCCUUGAAGAUGAGGCCUUUGGUCCAAAGAUGGCCCCUCCGGGGGACGAGGCCCCCACCCUAGGAAAGGUCUUGACCCCGGAGCCUGUGCUCUCUGAAGAGGCCUCUGCCGGAGACAAGAGUCAGUUCCAUCACUUCUCUCCGGAGGAAGACACCCCGCCAAACGCCAGGUCUCUUGAGGCCAGUGAGGCUCAAUCUCAAGAGGAGGUGCACACGCCAGAGGAGCCCCCCCUCGGCAUGGUGAAACAGCCCCUGGAGAGGAGGGCCAGCUCCCCUCUCCAGUCCGAGUCCAACCCCAAGUCAGGGUCCGCGCCUGCCCUUGAGAAGGCCCACCCUCAGGAAGAGCCGACGAGCCUCCUGGAGGAGGCACCACCGAAGGCUGAGACUACCCCCAAAGAUCAGGAGUCUCCCAAAGAAGGGGUGCCUUCCAAAGAGGUAACCCCUGCUCAGAAGAAUGCGGAGCCCCAAACGCCCCCCACCCUGCACUCCUCCGUCCCGCCAAAUCUCACAGACCGCAGAAGUGACGGAGACGACAUGUUGAGGAUAAAGGACCAGGUGGAGGCUUUAAGGAGGUCGCUGGAGCACAUGGGGGUGCAGCUGGAAAAGCAACUGACGGACCUCUGGGAGGAGCUGAAGAGCGAGCGGGAGAAGCGCCUACUGCUGGAGCUUCAGCUGAAGCAGAGGACCCGGGACUCCAUCCACGCGCAGACGCAGACGCACUGAGGGUGGGCCCGGGAGGGACUGCGGCGGGACCUGGAGGGAAGUCAGGCUCCGGCCACCCACGUCCUUGCACACGUCUUCGGGAAACGCCAGAAAGUAAACUCUGCCGAGUACGCGCGCCACGCCUCCCUGGUCCGUGCGGGGCGGGGCUGGCGCGGCGGGGCGGGGCUGGCGCUCGCGUUCUCCGCCGUCCGCAUUCCUGGCAGUCGCUCGCGGGCACAUCUGGCCAACAUGUGUCUCCCAUUACCCUUC
Cervus elaphus (red deer) is the source of this 2918-nucleotide messenger RNA. RefSeq names its product SH3 domain containing 21 (gene MNMIP1). The record is from RefSeq and is a predicted model, not a curated record. NCBI's taxonomy places the organism in Eukaryota, Metazoa, Chordata, Mammalia, Artiodactyla, Cervidae. Bases 729 to 2669 code for a protein of 646 amino acids. Gene Ontology annotation, molecular function: protein binding. The transcript is spliced from 16 exons.